This is a messenger RNA of Eublepharis macularius, 1669 nucleotides long. RefSeq lists its product as uncharacterized. Gene Ontology annotation, biological process: Golgi vesicle transport; actin filament network formation; polar body extrusion after meiotic divisions. The transcript has 15 exons. NCBI's taxonomy places the organism in Eukaryota, Metazoa, Chordata, Lepidosauria, Squamata, Eublepharidae. The record is from RefSeq and is a predicted model, not a curated record. Gene Ontology annotation, cellular component: cytoplasmic vesicle membrane; cell cortex. Gene Ontology annotation, molecular function: actin binding. The coding region runs from base 1 to 1626 and encodes 541 amino acids.
AUGGCGACUCAUUUGGUAGUGGAAAUUAUACAAGAUGGCAUGCAAGCAAACAUUUUGCCUGUCAACUCGCCCUCGCCUCGAUGCUUUUCACCUGAAGAAUGUUGGGCUGACACGGCUACCGUACCGCUACACGCGGGCCACGCCACUUCCAGCCGAUUCCAUACCGCCUCUCCGCCUCUGGACGCCGCCAUCUUUUCCGAAAGGAGGGCUCGGACUGAACCAAAUCACCGCGAAGACAGUUACGUGACUCAUCAGCAAAAUGAAGGACUGGAAGAUAAGCUUACAGAACUAUUGGGGAAGUUGGUCUAUAAAGCUCUGGACUGGGGAAUUGAGAGCCAUAUGGAGAGAGAACUGAGUGAGUCCUUGGAGCAGCUAAUAUCCUUCAUGUUGAAGUUGAAUCUAGAUGCAACAGAGCCAACAGUUACAUUCCAGGAUGUCAUCAAGAUCUGUGAAGAUCACUUUCUCAGGCCUUCUGAAGCAGCCGACCAUUACACAGUGAUCUGCAGAGUACUCUUUGCUGAGUAUAUAGAACUUCAGAAGCUCAUGUUGACUAUACAGACUUGCAAAGAGUAUUUGGGAAGAAUGGAUGUGGAAGACUGCUGUCCAAGACAGAAGGCUAAUGAUUGGGCUGGUUUGUGGCAAGAUGUACUUGGUGGUUUGCAGAAGGGUGCAAGGCUCCGCAAGGCUGUGGAGCACCCACAGCCUAAGACUCCUCCAAAACAGUGUGCCUGCUCUCUGUACAACACAGUGGUAAAUGAUAUCAAAAAUAAGCACUACACCCUUCAUAAGGUAUCAACAAGGCAACUGAAAGAGAGAGUCUGCCAAGAACCCAGUCUACAUGAUCAGCUCAUGAUGGAAGUGAAAAAUCCCCCAAAGCUUCGACCAGUGUCUGCACAGAGAAAUAAAACCCAAGAGAAAGAAGACUUUUGCAAGCCCUCCUUGAAUAUUCCUUGUGAUACCUUCCUCGACCAAAAUAUUGGCACAGAGAUAACUGUUUCAAAAGCUAAAAGGCCAAGGUUGAGUUACAUCCAGUCAGACCCAGAAGUUAAGCUGUUGUCUAGCUGCAAUCGGAAGACAUCUACAAAGUGGUCAUUUCCAACCAUUGCAGAUUUGAUGGGAGCAAGAUAUGCAGAACAUGUGGCUGAAAUAAAGGAUUCCUGCCAAAGAGACAGUCCCAGGAUAUCUUCAAGGUCACAGAUGUGUCUUGCUUGUCAUAAUGAGUUCUUCAUAUGGCCUUACAUGUGUCAUCUUUGUAGCAGAGUGAGCUGUAAAGAUUGCUCCAUCAAGAUAACCAUGCCAGUGAGGCCCUGUAUACGCCUUCCACUUAACUUCUUUAAAAUCAUAAGACUCAGCAAAGAAGACCUGACCAUACAGGGCCAGAAAAUUACAGAGCUUUUAUAUGAAAUAGAACACUGGGAUUGUUCCAGAGUGCCUCUUGUGCUUGAGCCUCACUGCUUAUCACCACCCCUUGCAUCUCGCACCAGGAGCAUGAUGAAUUGGCCCUCGGUGGACAUCUGUAUCAAAUUUAAGUUGCCAAUUCUGCAUUGGAAAAUUCUUGGAGAUUUGGGAGGCGGAGCAAGAGGAGCUCAGUGGGGUAUAAUGCCAUCAAGUAGCCAUUUUCUUUGAGGAACUGAUCUCUGUCUGGAAAUCAGUAGUAAUUCCUGGAAAU